AUGAAGAAGACACUCCAUUGGAUGAACAGCAGAUGCAGAAGCCGUGACGAUGAUAGCAGAGAAGUAGGUGUAGAUGCAGAGUCUGGAAAUUAUCAGACAAACGAUUACAUCAUGAUGCCGGUUUCACGAGAUGAAGUUCCCGAGACUCCUAAAGAAGAAAUAUGCAAAGGUUUUGAAUACAAGAACAUGCAUACAAAUAUAUCACCAGUCAUAAUUCCAAAUCAUAACAUUUCCUUAAUUAUAUUACAGAAGACGUUUUGUCUAUACGCUGUUUUAAUUCUGUCGGUGGUUCUUGGGGCCCAGUCCUCCGCUCAAUGGAGGGUGACAGACUUCCCCCACCCUGUCUAUCAGUCCAAGCAGUGUGGUAUGAAGGAGUCCUCCUGGAUAUGUGACCCAAACGGCAUUAUCUCCUCAGCGGAUGCUGAAGCUUUACAAGAAAUGGUUCGGGAUACAUACGAGUCCACUCAGUGCCCGUGUACCGAGUGUGCAACCAACAACCAGGGUUAUCCCAUAAUGGUGGCCAUAAUGCCCCGGAUGUAUAGAAUAGUCAAUCAGUCAGCUAAUGUCCAGGACGUGUUGUAUGAUGCACGAGUGUACGCCUACUACCUCAGUAUGUUCUGGAAUGUGACUACUUGUGACACUAACACAUUAGUGCUGUACUCUAGGGAUGAUGACAUUACGUACAUCAUGACAUGGAGAAAUGCGCGCGCGCUGCUUGAUGACACCAAGGUGCAACAAAUUACCCUCAAGAACCGGUUUUAUUUUGAUGAUGCUAACAACCAGGCAGAAAUUGGAAAAGGACUUAAGAGUAUAGUAAGAGAUAUAAGUGAAGUGUUCAAGGCAAAGGCUCCCCGACGAGGAGGCACCAGAAAGUGAUGGAUCAACUGAAUGUUCAAUUUAUUUCAUUUUUUUAAAUAUCUUUUUCUGUUAAACUGUUCGAUUUUAAAUACCGGUAUUAAACUAACUGCAAACUUAUCUUAAAAUGAAAUUUAUAACAUUCAAUAAUAAGAAAUGCGUGUGAAAGUGUUAGUAACUGCCAUUUAGAUUGUUCCAUGUAAUCGUUUUUGACAUUGCUUGCAUAUUAUUUCAUUUAAGUUUAUUUAUCAUUUACAGGUUUUUUUAUAUGUAUAAUGUGCUUUAUCUAUAUGAAGAGGUUUGUAUUGUUUUCCAUCUAAUAAAAGGGGUUGAAAAAAGUGA
Messenger RNA from Saccostrea echinata, 1197 nucleotides. RefSeq lists its product as uncharacterized. The coding region runs from base 1 to 876 and encodes 291 amino acids. The record is from RefSeq and is a predicted model, not a curated record. Gene Ontology annotation, cellular component: acetylcholine-gated channel complex. The transcript is spliced from 6 exons. NCBI's taxonomy places the organism in Eukaryota, Metazoa, Mollusca, Bivalvia, Ostreida, Ostreidae.